Molecule: messenger RNA, 1104 nt
Organism: Apaloderma vittatum (bar-tailed trogon)
Lineage: Eukaryota; Metazoa; Chordata; Aves; Trogoniformes; Trogonidae
Product: E3 ubiquitin-protein ligase TRIM39-like
Molecular function (GO): protein binding; zinc ion binding
Source: RefSeq, a predicted model, not a curated record
CACGACGAGCGCCUCAAACUCUUCUGUGAGGAGGACGAGGAAGCCAUCUGUGUGGUGUGCCGGGAGUCCCUGCACCACCGCUCCCACACUGUCUACCCCAUCGAGGAGGCCGUGCAGGUGUACAAGGUCAAACUCCAGAAAUCCCUGGAGAAUCUUCUGAAGGAAGUGGAGGACGUGAAGAAGCGUGAGUCAGCGGAAAAAAUGAAAACCCAGGAGUGCAAGGAGACAGUAAAGAAGAAGCGGGAGAGGAUUGUGAGCGAGUUCGGGAAGUUGCAUCGGCUGCUGGCUGACGAGGAGAAGCUGCUGCUCCAGAAGCUGGAGGAGGAGGAGAAACGGAUUCUGCUGCUGAUCAAUGAAAACCUGACCAGGCUGGUGGAACAGAAGUCUUUGCUGGAGGAGCUGAUCCUGGAGAUAAAGGAGAAGAGCCAGCAGCCAGCUGACUGGCUGCUCAAGGACAUGAAAAGCAUCCUAAGCAGGUGUGAGGAGAUAAAGUUCCAGUCCCCCAAAGCUGUGUCUGUGACCCUGAAGGAAAACUACAGCAUCCCCGAGCGCUGCCUGGGCAUGAGGGACAUGCUGAAGAGGUUCAAAGUGGAUGUGACUCUGGACCCCGAGACGGCACACCCUGACCUCACCCUGUCUGAGGACCGCAAGAGCGUGCGGCGCGGGAGCAAGAAGCUGCUUCUGUCUCUCUUCGAAAACUCCAAGAGGUUCGGCACCUCCGGUGGAGACAAGCCCGAGUGGGGCUUGGGGCUGUGCCGGGAGUCGGCCAGCCGGAAAGGCAACGUCCUCUUCUCCCCAAACAAUGGCUACUGGGUGCUGCGGCUGCAAAACAGUGGCAGCUACGAGGCCCUCACCUCGCCCAUCUCCCCACUGACCCUGAGUGUGAGACCCCGGCGUGUCGGCGUCUUCCUGGACUAUGAGGCAGGAGAAAUCUCCUUUUACAAUGUGAGCGACCGCUCCCAUAUCUACACCUUCACUGACAGGUUUUCAGGGAAUCUACGGCCCCUCUUUUUUCUCGGUGCCUUUUUGGGGGGCAGAAAUGCAGAGCCCUUGGUGAUCUCCUGGGUCAGGGACACGCAGGGGACAGGAUGCAUCAUCCUGUGA